Messenger RNA from Paraphaeosphaeria sporulosa, 504 nucleotides. RefSeq lists its product as uncharacterized. Bases 1 to 504 code for a protein of 167 amino acids. The record is from RefSeq and is a predicted model, not a curated record. The transcript has 2 exons. Lineage: Eukaryota; Fungi; Ascomycota; Dothideomycetes; Pleosporales; Didymosphaeriaceae.
AUGCGAGGGGAGUAUAGGCUCGCUGAUGUUGGUGGCUUCUAUCAUUGUGGACGAGAAGUAGUUGACAACCACAACUUACAAGCACUUCCGCAAUGGCUCCUCAGCAGCAAGCAGAUCCUACAAGAGAGCCUUGACCGAAUCCGUAGAAAUUCCACAUGGUACGUCUUCGGCCCUAAGUGUUUGGACAACCCGUUUACGCGCUUGCCGCCGUUGAUGCACUUGCGUAAUGCCCAAGAUCUGGUCGUGUUGCUUGCCGAUAUCUAUAACGACUACAACCCAGCAGGACUACCAUACGGGAUGAGGCGAAUAUGGGGGAUAGACCCUCGCACUACGCAUGCGCUUCACCCCCUGUGGCUCUCGCUACUGGCUGAUGCCAAUCUGCAGAGCUUGUGCAUCGAUACUUUCCUUGGUUACCGCGAGUGGAGCAACGUGUCCAACAUCUGUGUCCUCUAUCGGGCACAGGAGGUGGAACCCGACGAAGACGUCUACUUCGAUGACGGCUGA